This is a messenger RNA of Camellia sinensis, 1201 nucleotides long. NCBI's taxonomy places the organism in Eukaryota, Viridiplantae, Streptophyta, Magnoliopsida, Ericales, Theaceae. The record is from RefSeq and is a predicted model, not a curated record.
AAGUGAUGCAUAUGAUAUGGGUCGGGAAUGGGCACCCGCCCAUUUCCCAUAUGUUGUGUUGAGGGUUCUCGUUCCCUCUUUCUCUCUCGUUCUCUGCGUUUGUUUAGUAGAUUUUUAUGAAUCAUUUUUAGUUCCUUUAGCUGCUCCACAUUCCAUCAAUUCAGCCUCUUCUCACUCUUUCAAGAAUCAACCCAAGACCCACACUUUUUGUCGGUUUCGGAAUCGAAAAUCUCUGCAGAGAAAAAGAAGAACUUUCGCUUUUGAACCCUCUCUGCUGUAUCAGAAGUUCUUCGCCAACUUGCAGAGUCAUUCACUCUUUCUUCCAAGUACGCAGCAGUUUCAGGGUUUCUCUGCUGUAGCGCCACCGCCACCGCCACUGCCGUCAUCGCAGACUGAGGAGGAGGAUUCAAGGUCUGUUUGUCUCUUUCUCAACGCUUCUAUCUUUGGAAAAUUGGGGACUGUUGGUUUUAUUGGCACAGCAAUUAGGUGCAAAGAUGGCUGCAGCUUUCCCUUCCAAAUCAUUGCAUGGACUUUCAUACAGAUGAGGACCAAUCUUAAAGUUGUGGACAACUCAGGGGCAAAACGAGUGAUGUGCAUACAAGCUCUGAAGGGGAAGAAAGGGGCAAGACUGGGGGACACGAUAGUUGCAUCAGUAAAGGAAUCCCAACCUGGAGGCAAAGUGAAGAAAGGAGAUGUUGUUUAUGGCGUUGUCGUGCGUGCUGCCAUGCCGCGGGGCCGUUGUGAUGGGAGUGAGGUCAAGUUCGAUGACAAUGCUGUGGUGCUUGUCAACAAGCAAGGCGAGCCAAUUGGAACCAGAGUAUUUGGGCCAGUCCCACACGAGCUAAGGAAGAAAAAGCAUGUCAAGAUUCUUAGUCUUGCGGAGCAUAUUGCCUGAGGUUAGAAGGCCAAGUGCACUCAGUCAAGCACAUCUAGCAUGCCAAUGCCAAGGCAAAAGCCUACUCCAUCAAGCAAGGCCGUGCCAAUUCACCCAAAUUCCAAUCAGUCAAGUAGGGAUAGUAGGCUAGUGCCCACUCACCAUAUUCCAAUCAACCAAGGGUAGCAGCACAAGAAUUUUUCUUUUGUUUUGUUUGUGUAUCAAGGGUAAUAGAGAAAGACAAUUGCUUUUGUGGGAUUUUGUUUUGUGGACCGUUGCUGCUGCUAUUUUAUAUGAUCAAUUGAAUGUUAGUUUAUAUUCUUACUA